UAUUGUUCAAGCGUCACAUGCCAGCUCCGCGCUGCACGUGCGGGGCGCACAGCGUUGCCUGAGGAGGAGGCGCCGGGCAGUGCGCAUGUUCCAGAGUAAACACCGAGCACAUGGCAGACCUGGAGUCAUCGUUUCAGCACUGGACAGCUCUCUCCGCGCGCGCUUCUGGGGCAUGUGUGAAGUGACCGUCCGUCACAGCUGGUGGGGGGGGGGCACGAGCGUUGAGCAUGCACUGGCAGACCUCACAGCCUUCUCCGCGCGACCGCUGCCGACGCCGAGCCUCGAGACAUGAGCAUCCCGGAGUUCCUCCUGGAACUGUCCCUCGUGGCCAUAGCUGUCGUCUCGCUGCUGACCAAUCUGUCGGUGCUGCUGUGCUUCACCCAGAGCGCCGAGCUGCGAUCCCACGUGCCCGGCAUCUUCAUCCUAAACCUGUCCUUCUCCAACAUCCUCCUCACCGUCAUCAACGUGCCCGCCACUUUCCUCGGAGUGGCCAAAGGCGCGCCGCCCCUCGGCGACUUGCUCUGCCCGGCUGUGAGUUUCGCUGAGACUUUCCUCACCGCCAACGCCAUGCUGAGCAUGGCCGCGCUGAGCAUGGACCGCUGGGUCGCCGUGGUCUUCCCCCUCAGGUACUCCAGCAAGAUGCGCUACAGGGACGCGUGUCUGAUCGUGGCGUGCUCCUGGCUGCACUCGCUCUCCUUCUCCCUGACCCAGCAGCUCAUGGCCUGGGGAGGGUACAGCCACACGUACGCGUCGUGCACGGUCCGCCCGGACGGGCACACGAGGUCGCAGCUGGCCGCCUAUGCGAGCUUCACGGCGCUGUUCCACUGCAGCAGCUUCGCGCUCUGCCUCCUCGUGCUGUGCUUCGCCUACCUGAGGGUCCUGAGAGUGGCCAGGUCCCACUGCAAGAUGAUCGAUGUCAUCACGGUGCACGCUCUGAUUCUGUUGGUUGACAUCCCCCCCAGUGUGAAGGAGAGGUGUCUAGCUGAGCAGAAGAAGAGGAGGCAGCGCGCCGCUAAAAAGAUUAGCAUCUUCAUCGGCACCUUCGUCCUCUGCUUCUCACCCUACGUCAUUACCAGGUUGGUGGAGUUGUUGCCCUCGGUGCACGUCCCCCGGUACUGGGGCAUAACAGCCAAAUGUCUGUCCUACGCCAAGACGUCCAGCGACCCGUUUGUGUACUGUCUGCUGCGGCAGCAGUACAGGAAGGUCCUGGUCGGGGUCGUCAGGCGCCUUCUGAGACAGAAGCCCUACGCGCUGUCCGUCCACAGCGCCAGCAGCACCUUGGACACCACCACCGACGACAGCUGCGUGGCCAGGAUCACCUGAGCUGGGGGCGCGAAACAUUUUGAAACGAUUCAACAUCCGCGUCCUUUCCCGCAGGGAGGUCAGAGGUCAGGGUUUUCGGAGGAGCAGCAGCCCCGCAGACGGAACCGGAACGGAGUCGGUGUCUUGCUCAAGGACAGUUUGACACAGGGGUGGACCACAGUGUGUGUCCAAUGAGACGCACUGUGAUGUGUGCCAACGGCCUCCUCAGCCUCUACAGACUGCUGUUCCACAGGCUUGGCAUUUAGCCAAAAACACACCACAUGAAACCUACAUUAAAUUAUUAGGUUUCUUAUAUGUACGUUUGCUUAUGACUUUAAUCAAUGGACAUGUAUGGUUUGAAGAAACCUGGAUUUCUUCUGAAGUGGUCUUCAUGUUUCAGGGAAAGAACUGGAAAUAUGUUCAUUCUGAUGACAGUUUGGAAGUUUAUAAGUGUUCAUUAGUGACAUUUCUAACAUGUUGAGUGCACAAAUGUGUGGAGCUGUUAUAUCACUGCAAAAACACAGAUUCAA
Etheostoma cragini (Arkansas darter) is the source of this 1832-nucleotide messenger RNA. Its product is annotated as G-protein coupled receptor 26-like. The record is from RefSeq and is a predicted model, not a curated record. Gene Ontology annotation, molecular function: G protein-coupled receptor activity. Gene Ontology annotation, biological process: adenylate cyclase-activating G protein-coupled receptor signaling pathway. The coding region runs from base 289 to 1323 and encodes 344 amino acids. Gene Ontology annotation, cellular component: membrane. Lineage: Eukaryota; Metazoa; Chordata; Actinopteri; Perciformes; Percidae. The transcript is spliced from 3 exons.